UGCUGCUCAAUCGCUCCUGCAGACAUGAUGAACAUCUUUAACUGUUCUUUCUCAAAGCAAACAUCUUUCACAUAUUCUCUCACAAAGAUUUAACAAUAGUGAGCUCUACAGAGAUAAAGCUUGUGUUUGACAUCUGGAGACAUUAACUCUCUUCUCCAGUUGUUCUUGUGUAGUUGAGAUGACGGUCACACAUCACCAGGAAGAGGAAGACCAACAUUUAGCUGCACUUUAUAAAGUGUGAAAACUGCAGGCGUUUGACGGCUUAAACUGAUGAUGAUUUUGUCAUUUGUGCGUCGACACUGACACACUGACACUGCAGAGCGUUUUCUGAUUGCAGAAGUCACUAUGGUGUCGUCUCUCAUAAAGUCUCUUCCUCUGAUCGUAGUGAUCAUGACUGCGGGGGUUGAUGGUCAGCAGGAUUGGGGAGUGAAUUACAGCCAUUCAAAUGUUUGUGCAUUAAAGGGAUCAAGAGUGAAAAUAUCCUGUACUUUAACAUAUCCUUAUGGCUAUGAGAUCAGAACAGCCUUCUGGACCAAACCUGCUGUAACUGAUGGAGAAUCACCUGAUCUGAUAAAUGAUCCAGGAAAAACAGGAAGAGUUCAGUAUCACUGGGAAUAUAAAGACACUUACAGCAUCACUUUGACGGAUGUAACAGAAGCUGAUAAACACGUCUACUACUGCAGAUUUACUACAAACAUUGAUGGUGGAAAAUGGACGGGGAUUCCUGGAGUUCAGCUUGACGUCACAGACCUGCAGGUGGAGACACAGCAGAGAGUGAAAGAGGGAGAUUCAGUCACUCUGACAUGUAAAAGCAGCUGCUCUCUGACUGAACAAACAACAUUCAUCUGGUACAGAAACAGAGAGAUAUUAAUUGAUCAAACAGUGAAUCAGCUUCAUCUGCAGUCAGUCAAACAUUCUGAUGAAGGAAACUACAGAUGUGCUGUAAGAGGAAAUGAACAUCUUCGCUCUCCACCUGUUUAUCUUAAAGUUUAUUGGGUUGAUGGUCAGCAGGAUUGGGGAGUGAAUUACAGCCCUUCAUAUGUUUGUGCAUUAAAGUGAUCAACGGUGAAAAUAUCCUGUACUU
Megalobrama amblycephala (Wuchang bream) is the source of this 1084-nucleotide messenger RNA. RefSeq names its product sialoadhesin-like. Bases 346 to 1059 code for a protein of 237 amino acids. The record is from RefSeq and is a predicted model, not a curated record. NCBI's taxonomy places the organism in Eukaryota, Metazoa, Chordata, Actinopteri, Cypriniformes, Xenocyprididae. The transcript is spliced from 5 exons.